AGUGGUUAUGCGUGUCACUAUUCGUUACUAUUCAUUGUAAUGACAAUUUUCUGAUAUCUCAUUCCAGGUUUACUGUAAUGAUAAACAUAAAAACAUGAAAGAGAGAUUUCGCACAUCAAAAUUUCAAUGUGCACUUUAUACCCGAGUGACUAACAAAGAGUACAUAAAAUGUGCUAUGAAUAACAACUCCUAAUUCAAGAGACAGAAGAGAAUAAUACCAUCAUGGAAGAAAAUGAAGCAACCAAUGUUACUAUUUCAUCUUUUUUUGGAAUUGAACCAGCUUUUUGGAAUUAUUCUGAUCAUGUCAUCCUGGAUGACCUUAAAAUGGACAGCAACUUUAUAUGGUUGCUAUGUUCAUUAGUAUCUGCAAUAUUCUGGAUUGUUUAUAUUGCUUAUUACAAUAGCAGAGUGGCUGGUUAUAUAUUAACAAAAUUAUUAAAUCGAUUUGUUAUUAGAGAUGGAUAUGUUAAAGUUGGUUCCUUCACAUUAAGUGCUUUAAGUGGGAAAAUAAUGUUUAGGGAUAUAGUUUAUAUUACAAUGGAUUAUAGCUUUAGAAUCCAGGAUGGUUGGCUUAUAUUUAGAUGGUGGAGAAGCUAUGUCCCCAAAGAUGUAUCAGAAGAUCUUUCACACUCUGAUACACGGUUGUCAGUUAUGCUGAAUGGGUUUGAAUUACAUGUCUACAAUCGCUGUCAACUUUACACACAAUUGGAAAAAUCUUUUGGUCUUACUCCGCAAAUGUUUCCUGAUGAGGAUGAUCACAAUAUAAACAUUGAUGAUCGGGACGGGGAGUCUUUAAAUAAUGCAGCUAAUGAAACUCGUCAUUCACAGAUCAAUGCAAUGGAUGUAUCUCGUCAUGUGGAUAAUAUUAGAAAGAAGGAAGCUCAUGUGAUUGCGCGUACUUGGAGAGAUCUGAUACCAGUUAUUAAAUUAGAUAUUUGCACAGGAAGACUGGUAUUUGGUAAUCGUUUAGUACCAACUACAUUAUCUAUAACUGUGGAGGAAGCGCAUUUUGUAUAUUCCACGAAACCAGCGGCAUCUAGGCACGAUCAUUUUAUGCACUUUACCAAGUGUAAGGCAGAGAAUUUCAAAGUUAUUUUAGCACCAAGUCCGAAAUACACUGGUAUGGUUGAUGAUCCACCUAGAUAUAUGGGAGAAGGUUUUGUAGUUUUAAGUUCGAACCAUAUGGAAGUUUAUUAUUAUAUGGACGAACCUGGCGUUGUACCAGAACAUCCUGAAAUGAUACAAUUGGUGAACGGAGAUAUGGUUGAAGCGAUGCCCCCCAUAUGGGGUAUUGAUAUCAAAUGUGGAAAGGGCACGGAUUUCAGUUAUGGUCCAUGGGCUGAUAGGCAACGGGAGCAUCUAUUUAAAUUCUUCUUUCCCAACAAUUACCAACCGUUAAAGGUUACGAAAUCACCUAAACCAGGAGAUAAAAGACAGGUUCAAUCGUUCGACAUUAGAUUAUCGACGUUGAAUGAAGCGACAAUCGAUAUACUUUUCAGUAAAAAUAGAGAAACCAAUGCCGUUCAUGUAAACAUAGGGCCAGGAUCGUAUUUGGAAAUUACAAUGCCAUGGAUAGUAUUACAGGACGGGUAUACGACAAAGAUAACAGGUCAGCUUCUACAUUUGGAGGCCACGACUAGUCUACAAUAUCGGAGUCUGGUCGAAAGUGAGACCUUGGAAUUUGGAGUAAAGUGUCAUUAUCCCAUCAGAUGGAAUGAUCAUCAAGAGUGGACACUGAAUUUAACUGGAUGUAAAGCUACUGCUAAUUUAGUCUAUUUGCACAAAGACUUCUUUCAAGAUAUGAUUAACGACUGGGCGAGCAAGGCAAGACCCGACAUUUUACACUUUGUUCCAUACACUUGGAAAUUUAAUUUACUCUUGAAGGAGUUUGAACUAAUUACAGUCUGCAAUGAAUACAAUUGGAUCGAUUGCUCGUCCCAGAACCAAGAGAAUACGCACAUUGCUUUCUGUGGGGAAUUUUUUGAUCUGUCGUUUGAUCUUCCAUUCGUGGACUUUCUGCCUGUUACGAUACCGUUGCGGUUUUGGAUUCAAGGAGAAAGCGUUGAUCUUUCGUUUUAUUUGCCGGAGGUUAAUACCAAUCGUAUUAUUUUACUAGCACUAGAUAAGAAUGCGAAGAUCAUGACGCGCGAUGGGACUCAUAAGCAUUUGCACGAAUUGAACAGAGGUAAAAAAUGGAGGAAUUUUUGUCAAAAAGAAUCGGGCUGGGUCGAUUGUUGGUCUGUACCAAUCGUAGCAUUGAGUAUCAACUAUACUUAUCAUUUAUGCCCACCCCUGGGUCCUACUCCGCAAGCUAAUAUAACAACUCCAGAAAAGGAGGAAAUUCUUUUGUCUCCUAUGCGAAUUCCUAAAUGUAGAAAAUCACCGGGCUUGCAGUGGGCAAGAAGCGGCGCGCAAAAGUUUGAUCCACAAUCCAUAACGCCUGAUAAAGUUAGCGUGGAACUUGAAAUCGGCCCAUCCGUAUUGAUUUUAUACGGGUCUUUGUUAAAAAACUUCAUGCACUUGAAAGAAAACAUAUUUGGUGAUUAUCAAACGUUUACCGAUAUGCAACAAAGUAGAGCGAGUUCGACACCGAGUAACGCGGAAAGAAGCAAGGAUAAGGAUGCACAAAACAGUAGUGUUGAGGCAUCUGUGGAAGAUGAGGAAUUAAAAUCCAAGCCGUUUGAUCCGAGAGAUUACAGAUCCUUAGAAGUGACCGUCGGUGUUACUAUGCAUGACAUUCAAGCCCAUUUAAUUAAGAAUUGUAAUGAAAACGACCCGUUGUGUCCGAUUAUAAUCCUAGAACGCUUUGGAUUCGAAAUGAGAAAGAGUUACAAGGAAACACAACUACAGUUAUUGCUCUCUCCCGCAAUUGCUCUACUUACCGAUAAUGUGGCGAGAUCGAGCAAAGAACACCAUUUAAAUCAAGGACAUUUGAUGUUAAGCGCGCUGCAAGUCAGAGGGCAUGCUAUGUUCAGCAACGAGGGAAGGAGUUUGGAUCAGGAAACAUUGGAGUACGCGUGGUUGAUUGAAGUGCAAUUGGGCAAAUUAAGCGGAAAGAUCACUUCUCCUCAAUUACACCACUUUGUUACAUCAUUGGAAACCUUUCUGUUGAUGGCGAAAAAUACCGAAAACAGUCUACGUCCACCUGAUUUACCAUUUCAAUGUCACCACGGCCUUCCUCCGCUACAAUGUCCAGAGAGCGAUGUCGAUAAACAUUACAGAUGCCCGAGUUCCGAGGAUAUAAAAUAUCGAAUGACGAGACUAUCUAUAGACGCUAUUGAUUUAUAUCUACAAGAAGCAGGUACUGCCAUACAAUUCUGGAUAUCUCCGAUUCGUGUUGCCACUUGUAAUCUUCAUGGGCACCAAGUCAAAUCAGGCGUCACCGCUGUUCUACCUACCAUAUCGAUUCGACAGUUUGUAUCCGCGGCAGAUUACUUCGCGAAUACAAGUAAUACUAAUACAACAGGCAGCGGAAGAUCUCAUAAUAAUGCAAGCAGUCGGAUGUCAGGUGAUGGAUCAGAUAUAUGGCUUGAGGUGGGAUCGAUAUCUCUGGGUCCGGUUAUUUUAGAAGCCGCGAUUUCCCUUCCAGCUCCGGAGCACAAUUUGCACUUAGUACAAAAUAAAUAUCUAAAGAUGCACGACGAGGCGACAAAACGUUUGUGGUUUUUGUGGAUGCAGGAGAGCGGGGUAAAGGCGACAAAGUGCGGCUGUAUAGGAGGCUGCGUAUUUUUUGGCAAUAAUCGAAACGGACCGAAAUUUUUCAAGCCGAGCUAUCAAGAUCUUCAGGAUGGUAUCAAUAUCGCCGCCUACAGAAUUCAUGAGCCUGGUAAAGAGAAAGGAUUUGGACAAUCUAUUUUACACGAUAGGCAAUUGAUAUUCCACACACCGCCGUACAGUUUGCAAGAUAUAUCUUUGCAAGAUGUAUGUUAUCCUAUGACAGGAUUGAAAGUAACACUUAGUCAAGAUGGUUCGCAAAUUACGAAGAAAGGUGUCGAGCGUCCAAAGUCUGUUACUGAUUAUAAUAAGGAAGAAAAUAUUAGUACAAAAUUAAACGUUGCAUCUGCAAGUCCAUUGAUACCUAGUGGCGACAGGAAACCGUUGGACAGAAGAUUUUCCUAUACAUCAAUGCGUGGGCCGAAUAUGAAAGAUGUACCGUAUUCUCGUUUGAUCGAUGCUAGUCCUGUAACACAGCUACCUCAAAAAUUGGAUUCUGAUUCUAAACUGAAUGUAGAACGAAGUAAAUCCAUCUUAAACGUACCGGAGAUUGAAACUGCGCCCAAGAGUAGCGUGUCCGAUUCCAAAUUGGCCGUAGACUACUUCACUGCAACGGAAAAUAUAGAAUCGCUUGAAUCCGCGAGUAGCCCGCAAUCUUUACCUGUGGUUCCGACUGAAUUUAAUAUCUCUGCAUCUAUAUGCUUGACUGGCAAAGAUGAACAACGUGAAGGAGUGAACGUAUCAGAUUCUCAUCAUUCAUUAUACGCGAGGACAAACUCGGAANNNNGACUGAAGCAGGAGGUACAACGUACGAUAUCUAUGUCGUCGGAAAAUCACUCGGAAGCAUUUUAUUCGGCCGAUGAAGAUAUGAGCCACGGAUUAAGCGGAAGUCGAACAUCCAGCUUACGCCAAUCCAUCGUCGGUUCUGGUUGUGUCUUAAAUCGCAAUGACAGUAUGAAGAAAAAAUUCUCGUCAGACCUGUCUAUCGUCGAGAGCUCGACCAAUAUGAAUCACUCAGUGGCAGACAAGGCGCAUACGUUGGAGAGAGCAAAAACGCAGAUAUUAAAUACAAAAAGAAGCCCCAGGAUUAACAGAAACGCUAGUUUUCAAAAUGAAAUCGAUCAAACUGAAAACGGUCGCGGUAUGCAAGAUUCUUCAGACAGCCACUCCGUAUCAUCUACUAGUUUUAUCUCUGCUGUAUCCUCGCAAGAAGAUGUCACGCUUGUAAACUUGCACAUGCAAAUGAAUAAGCCAAUCGUGGACUCGCCGUUAUUGAUGUCCAGUUACGUCAGCCACUUGACACAGGUUCGUUGUACAAAUUGGAAUCAGUCCUCAUUACCUGUGGGUGGCGACGCUUUUACUACUCCUGUAUUCCAACGCAUGGAAGAUGGUAGAUUGGUUUACAUUGGCGGACGAUACGUGCCAAAACUUGAAACGGUCACCGAAGGUUUUACAUCGUUAAAAAUGAUAACACGUUCUGACGGCUCACCUGUUGUAGGUUCAUCCAACAAAACGCCUACACAUCCUUACUUGUGGGACGAUAUAUCAUUAAAUCGAACAGAAGGCGAAGAGGAUAAUGCGAUGCAUAACGAGGAGGAAUUAUUGGCGAUACUGCACGAAACUGGACUACGUACAACGGUUAUUGUCAAAUUUAAAGGAGACGUCGAUAUUAUGUUAAGUCCCAUGGUUCUAGAGUCGCUUCAGCGUUUUAUCGAUAGUAUUAUACCAACCUUGGCCAGUCUACAUCCAUUAACGAUUUUAAAUCAUCUUCACAAUGAAUGCAUAAGCAAAGUGGAGGGUGCAAAUAUUUUAAAACAAGAUCAGAGUUUAUCAUAUUGGAGUCAAGUCCACACCAGUUCGAAACGAUCGACAGCAGAAAGAAAAAAUGGUCAAGGUGAUGACAAAUGUAAGAUUGCCCUACAAACGAAUGUUUACGAAGAAAGUAUUACGACGCAAGUACAAGGCAGUAUUAUCUUACCGAAGUUGAACUUAACAUUGUUACAAGCAUCCGUUGUCGAAGAGAUUAUAUCGUUCUCCGCGUUAGAAAAUAUUCGCGACCUGACGUGCGUGUCACUAUUUGCGAUUUGUCUCGACGACGUUACCGCUAGAUUUUAUCUGGGGAAACAGGCCCGAGAAGUCGUUCAAAUGUUCCAUAAACCAGCCGCAUUACCGAAUCAGAAGAAAGUGAACAAGAUCAGCAAAGCAUUUUUACCCGGACAUCAAACUACGGCAGUAGUAGCUGACGUUGGAGGAGAAACUGUGUACAUAGAAACGUCGGAGAAGCAACAGGAAGAGAUUAUAGUUACUUUAAAUAUCGGCAAAGCGCAUUCUCAAUUAAGAAGGCUAAGAAAUGAAUCUUCAAUAUUGAAGGACGCGGUCAUAACUGCUAUACCUGCGCAUUAUUCGAAAGUAUUGUUUACGUGCACAAGAAUGACGUCGCCGCUAAAGUGUGUCGAUUAUUAUUUACAUCACGCGAUCGACGAUAAAGAAAAGCUAAAUACUGGACCACCGCAAGCCACCGAAGAAUUUACUAUGGGAUGCGGAGAGGAUAGAUUGGGAUUUAUCAUGUUCGAGUGCGGUUUAGAGGGAAUUAAAUUGAAAGUAGUGAAAAGAUCUCAGUUUGAAAAAAAUGAAAACGGUGACAAUAACAAAAAGAAUGAAACUGAAAUAUUGUGUACGGAUAGCAUUAAGAGCCAAGAGGAAUUGGAUAAUAAUAUUGCUGCAACUACCACAGAGGCGGAAACAAAGGCGGCAAGCGUAUCCGCCAGCACUCAGAUAAAUAUGAGCGCUACAUGCAACAGUCUCACGUCCAAAGUAGCGAAUGGCAAUACCGUAUCGUGUGUUAUCGAGUUGAAAACUGUAUGGUUUAACUUCGCCGCGCCUCCACGUACUCCAAUAACGAGGAAAAUCGAUUAUACAAGAUUGGAUUGGAAUUUGCUCAGCACGGCAUCGCCGGCGAUAAAUGCAUGGAUGAAUCCCAGUAACAAAUUUGCAAUACGGAUCGUUCAUAUGUUUAGAACGAUGUAUCGUAGAUCCACCGCGAUUGUUGCUUGCCUCAUGGCGGAAGCGUUGGACGUGCAAGGACUACAUAUGCCUAUGAAGAGUCGUUACGGAAGAUUAACACCAUUGGCCAAAACAUUGCAGGAAGAUCCCUCUUGUCAAUUAUGUACUAUAUUACAGAAUUACGUUUUAUUAUCCGAAAUUGCAAGUAUUGAAUCUAACUUGAAAGAAUCCGAUCUACCGCUUCUUUCAACACUUCGACAGGGUGUCAUUGUAUUAAGCAGACAAUGGAAGAAUGUACUUUAUACACCAUUGUUGUUGGAGCAUAAUUACAAAACCAAGCAUGUUAAACCAUUAAAUGUUACAUUUGCUGUAUCGGAUCCAGAUGAGCAAAUAAAUAAGACAAAAAUGGAGGAAGAAAUCGAUAUGAAAAAGAGUAAGAACUCUGCAGUAAAAAAUAUAUUUUUUCAGGAGAAUCUAUUAACCGAUGGAGAGGGUAGCGCGGGAGAUAUUGAUGAUCAGGAAGUCACCGAUGAAUGUGCUAUGCUCAUCCACACGGACCAUAUGCAUAAACAUGCACAUAUCAAGGGCGGACAAGAUAAAACAUCAGGUAUAUGUAGUGGUGGCGAUGGUUUAACGGUUCCUGUAAGUUCUCCUCGCGGGAAAGAUACGACUCCUAUAGCAACACCGGUUCCAGGCCCGGAUUCUUAUUCCUCUCCCUCUCCGCCCGUAGCUGUCGCAAAGAGAGGAAAAACAUUGCAACAGACGCAAGUACCCGCUAGUGCUCGUGCGAGUAUCGUUUUCCCUUUACUUACCAGCAGUGGACUAUUCGGUCAAACACGAGAAGCGAAUAAUAUAAGCUAUGGAACAUUGAGGGAAGAGAAGACCCCGCAAAUUCAUAUUUCGCAUUCGCAUCAGCUUGGCUCCAAUCCUAGCAUUUAUUCUGGAGGCGUGGGUCAUGGUAGUCAACAUAGCACUGGAAGCCUAGAACAAGUAACAUCUCCCACAAAUCAUUCUACUAAACCUAUAAAUACAGGAGAAGAUUUGUACAGCUGGAUGGCAAAGCAGCAAGAAUUUAUAAAAGAUAAUGACAAAGGAAAUUUAAAGGGAAAUUGGGUCUUUCGUACAGAGCAAAAGCCUAUGAAGGACUCAAAAAUCAACACUAUGACUACAGAUGACACUGAAGAUUCAGAUGUACAAAGCGGUGCUUUUCUAUAUCCAAUGAAAGAUUCUCUUAGAUUAUUAGACGCACAUCUGAUAUUUGAGCCACUUCUGUCAUCUUUAUCGGUUAUGCCGCAACAGAUGUUAUCAGUUAUUGGAUCAGGAAAUGUAAAUAACGUAUCUUCCUUAGACUCGUUAGGCUCAAAUUUGUCUCUUGUAGGCAGUAUGGAUACCAUGCGCAUUGAUAUAGUUGUGAGCGAAUUUGGAAAAGUUACAGACAAAAAGAAAAAUAACAAGUAUCAGCCGAGAAAAGGAAGUAAUUCGAAAUUUUAUCUCGAUAUACCACCGGAGACGCCAGCGUUUCUAUGCGAAAGAAUUGGCGUAGAUAUUGAUGUGAAAAAAAUGGCCGAUAUGACGGUGGACGAUAUGAUACAGAAACAAAAUGUUUUAUACAUAUCAAGGGGUCAAUUGAAGAAGCAUACCAGCACGGUGGUUAAUAUUAGUCUAAAUAUCCGGUACAUAAGCCAGCAAGUGAAUAUGCCUCUUCUCAGAUUAUUGCAUCAGAUAAGUAACAUGUAUCAGAACGUUAAGGAGACGCAAAUGGAAUUGAAAGAGCAACAGCCAGAGGGGAAACAAAGCGCUAAUAUAAUCGUCAACGAUACCGCCGCGAAGAACGGCUCAUCGUCGACAUCUGAUUUGCAAGAACAAUUUCUCAUUAAUGGCAAAAAAAUGGAGGCGCCACUGUUACGUAGUAGUUUCAUUGAGCCCAACCAACCGAAAAUAUUACCAGGUACGACUGUGCAACGAUCGCGGCCGCAGAGUUUCGCGCAAAAAUUACGAAGCACCGGAAAAAGCGUGAAGGGAUACAUCAAUUUGAGCGAGGGUGUUAUUACGCCCAGUUUCGGAGCAAGUCCUAGCGGAUCGAAUUUAGAUAAAUGCACGGAUGUGACAUGUAAGGAUAGCGCGCACUUGACGCCACGAUGCUGGAAAACUAUAUAUUACCUUCUUGAUUUGUACGCAACUCGUCCAGAGACUAAAACUAUUACCCAUCGGUUUUCGAUACCGGCGGAUGCGGCGGAACAUUGUAAGAGUGGUAGAAAGUACGAGAUCUUGAACGAGACCAAGGAUAUUGAUAUUGAGAAGGGAUUGAAUGCGGAGAAUAGUUCAACACCCGUUCCUCCAUCGAGAGAAUUGAAUAUUGUAACGGGUGAGAGAACGAGAUUGAUUAUUUUUGGCGUCGCGCGAAUCCAUAGAACCAGAUUAUUAGCUACCUUAAGUGGCUUGAAGCUCGAAGCGGAGAUCACUAGUCUACAUGCUAGUUUGACUUGCCGCAAGAAAUCGCGACCCGCGAGUUUAGAAUGCAGUAUGACCGGACAAAUCGGGAGAACUAUGAUUGUUUUACUGGAGGGCGUUGCCCCCAGUCAACAGACAGUCGUAAAAGUCACUGUUGGGAAAUCUCAGGCUCUAUAUUCCAGCAUCACGAGGCGUCAAAAGGAUAAGAAUAGCGGUCUACUGACCAUCGGUGCUGUUAAUAUCGAUAUACCUCAGCAUCCCGUAGCCUUGCACGGAAUGAUGACAAGAGGUAGCAAGCAAUUGUCGUCAACACUACAGGAACUAAGAGUUACUCGAACAUCGUCAAGAAUGUCGCGAGGACAGCAACAAGAUGACGUGGAUGCCGCUCCGGGCAGUCCGCAUCAUUAUGCUCCGGCUCCAUCAAUGGACAUGGAAAAAGAAAAACCGCAGACUGUGUCCAGUCUUUUGGAGCCUAUUGUCAUGCAAUUCCACAUAAUACUUCAAAGCCUGAGCAUAACUGCGGCACUAUUACCAUCUCUUCAAGCGCAGUACAAGAUGGACCAGGUAAAUAGUUCCGGUAUAACAGGCAGCAAGGCUAAAUUUACCAUAGACUUGCCCCAUCAUAAUCUGAGUUUUACGACAAAGCUGCAAGUAACUGAAGCUAAUCUACCAUCCGAAGCUAGUAUUGAAUUACCUAAAGUGCACGUUUCGGCCGAAUACGUUCAAGACGGAACUGGUAACUUGAACGAUAGUAAAUUAGCAGACGGUGUCGUGUUGAGGCAAGGUAGCUACUUAAGCGCAACCGCAGAUAUUGGAAUAUUUGAGCAUUCCUUAACGACGGAUCUCUUAAAUCAUUUAGUAUUUGUACAAAAAGUAUUUAUGAAAGAAGUAAACGAGGUGGUGCAAAAGGUUUAUGGGGGUGAAAAGCCAGUGCCAUUGUGGUUCGAAGACGACGAAUCGACCAACUCUACUUUGAAACGAAUUUUAUUCUCGCUGAUUAUACGAAUUAAAAGGAUUCAAUUGACCGCAACAACUCCGACAAACUCGGCGGUGCGGCUAGAAACCGGUGCGGUCGAAUUUCAAUUAUCCAACAGAGUGCAAAAUGUUUCUGGAGCUACUCAACCUAAUCCCUACAUGAAAUUAUUCGGCAAAGCUCAAGUUGAUAUUAACUUGAGUCUGGGACAAUUGUUGAAAAAUGUCCUGUUUGAAGAGGUGGAGCCCGAAUUUCAGCAGUUUGCUUUCUUCAAUACUAGAGUGGGACUGCGAAAUGCAUUUCAAGAAGAGAUGGCGCAAGAUGAGGACAAGGAAGUGGUUUUAAUUACUCUUAAACGUCCACUGAUCUAUAUACAACCGAUGGCCAUCGAUAAAGCUAUACUCGUUUGGUUAAAUUACAAAAAUGCAUAUGAGUAUUGGAACGAAAAGAGAUCUAAUUUAAAUAAAGAGGUAUUAACCGCCACUCAACAAGUAUUUGAGAAGGUUCCAUUCGGACAACUGACAAGUCAGCUCAGUGCGCCUCAUCUUGGCACAUUGUUUUUACAAUUAACAGUUGAUGAUAUGGGUAUCUGUUUGCCACUUAAUCCUUUACCGCCAAAUAAUUGGAGAUUAAACAGAGGUCUUUAUGACGGAGAAUCGCGAGGAGCUGUUGUAGUGACGCUGGAAAACACAAGCAUAUCCGCAUGUAGUAGCGGUAGUCUAGUUAGUAAAGGAAGGUUUGUAGGAUUAUGUUUGAGAUUUGCGGAAGAUUUUGAAACUUCUUUGGACGAUUGGAAGCCAGAUAUGACUGAUAGCAAUAUAAUGAAUUUAUGUGUUGUAUCAGAAGGCACUUACGAAGUAUGUAGUAGAACUAUCGCGCAGAAACAAGACAAGUCUGAUAAUGCCAAGUGGAUCUUGAAUGUUCAAUGGCAAAUGGAAGGAGUUGAUAUUCAUCUUGAUGUCAGUGUAGGACAACAGCUGUCGGCUCUUGGACAUACAUUAACAAUGUUAACUGGUUCUGAAGAAGAAGAUGAUAUUCACAUUCCCCCGGAUUAUGAUAGCGACGAUGGAGAUCAACCGGAAAAUAGCACUAGCCAGGUUAAAAAAAAAGAAAGCAUAUUAAUGAAAAAAUCGAAAAAUUGGACGGAUAGUCUACCAGCAUUUAUUUUCGAUCCCACACUUGAUGCAAAGAAGAGAUCGCAAUUGAUAGAAAAGGAAAUGAACGAACAAGCCAAGAUUAUAAAUGAUUUGCGAUCAUUAGGCGCUUCUCACGGAACAAUCGAGCAAGAAAUGAAACGUCUACAUGAAUUAGAAGCAAUGGUAUUUAAAGAUUUUAGAAGAGAUAUGAUCCAAAAGUUAAGGAGGCAAUCGGUUAAAGCUUCUGGUAUCAAGGGUAAAUUAGGUCUCGGUAGUAAACCGAAUACGUAUCGUUCGAGAUCAUUUAUUGUACCUUCGCCUACACCAGAACAUCACUUAGAAAGCCCGGAAGAUAUUAAUACGGAAAUUAAUUCAGCAAAUUCGGCUAGUUAUGAAAGUAGCCCUAGAAGCGGUCCCAGUCGAUCAGCUUCCUUGCGUGUAAAAGGACUUGGUGGACCACGAGUUACCUUUAGUGAUACACAUACAAUGGGAAGGCAAUCAUCUUUACCAAGCGCUAGUUCUGAUUUGAGUUUACCGGAAGGGGAAUUGGAAUGGCCAGAGACUAUCGAAAUAGAAGGAGAACGAGUUGAAUUAAGAAAGAAAAAUAGAGAUACUAGUUGUACAUCUAGUUAUGAUAGUAUGGAGGGAAAUGCACCGUUGCUCGAUUCAUUUGGAAAAGAACAAGCUUCAUCGACGUCGUCUCCAUACAUUACUUCCCAGAAAACUCAAGAACCAAAUAUAGACUUUGAGCUCGAUGUCAAAGUUUUAAUUAAUAGCGGGAAAUGUGUAUUGCAUACAAAAGAUCCAGGAAAGGAAGACGAAAUUAAAUUCUUGAGUAGAAUGAAGAAAGAAAGAUCGUGUUCCGGUGGUAUGUUCGAAUUUCAAUCUGGCAGUCCCAAUAGUAGCAGAAAACACUUGAAUAGUAAAGAGAAGCCAUCGACGACUAGCACAUCUCGAUUGAGAUAUUUGCAGCAUAAUGUAAAUGUGCCUUUGGUAGAUUUAACAAUUUUUCAUAUCCCUGGUUUAGAUGUUAAGGUUCAUUAUGAAUCCAAAACUCUUCCAGAGGAACCAUUAUCUCCCCGCGUAUCUACUGAAAAUAGUCUGUUGAAUCCAAUUACGAUGACAAUGCUCAGAAAAUCUAGUACUAAAAAAGCGAGUCUGUUUGCUUGGAUGACUCUUCAAAGCAUUCCAGAGGAAACUAUCAUUAGUCCUCAUAUUCUUGAAUUUCUAGAGCAAACUUUAGAGCCAAUUCCAAGCAAGAAUAACUUCCAGAGUAACGCGCAAACGAAUGUUAGCUUUCUACUGGAAAAUACAGAAAACACAUCAUGGGCUGCCACGGCUGCGAAUAGCAAUUACGUUUAUGCCAGUUUCCCCGUUGACGUUAUAGUAUAUUUUCAUAUGCAGCCAUCUACGUUUAGAUUCUCGUGUUUACCAGUUUCACGAGUAGAAUGUAUGCUGCAGUUGCCAUCCCUCGAUAUUGUGUUCUCGUCGAAACGGGCCGAGGAAGAACUAAUAGAAUUUCGGGAAUUUAAAUCUCAUACAACGGGAAAAGAAACGGGCUCAGCCAUCGGUGGAUUAUCCGUCACGGGUUGUUUAGCGGAUUUUUCUGUUUAUAUCUUUCAUCCCUACGGUGGCGGGAAGAAGACAGGGCUAAAAGAAGCACAAUGGUCGCCCUUGUCGGAUAGCGAGAGGAAAGAUUCAUUGAGUAUAAAUGUUGAAUUCGUUAAAUUUCAUUUAUCGAGAAGCAGAAAACAAAACUUUCAAAGCGAACAACUCAAAAAGCUUUCGGAUACUAGCCGUGCUGUCAUACGAUUCUCAACAAUUAUCGAUAUUGGAUCUGCCUCAUUUAAAUAUGACAUGCGUCGAUUAACAGAAAUUCUGGCUUUUCCAAAGGCAUGGUAUAGACGCAGCAUAGUAAGACGCUUGUUUUUGGGAGAUUUAAGCUCAGGUAUCGCAUACUCAGAAGGGGAUGGGAGUUUUCCGUUAAAUCAGGAAGAGGCGGUUAUGGGUAGCUCAUUGUUGAAGCAUUACGAUAGACACACAUGCGAUCCGUUAUCAAAAAGCGCACCUGAAAGAAGUCCUGUAUUAAAUAGAGAAAAAUUGAAGUUAAGUUUGGAGAACGAUAUGCCAAGACCCGCGCGAUUAAAAGAUAUCGGCAGAGCAUGGAGCUUUACCACGGACAAGCAAAUAUCGUCGGAGAUUAAAUUGAGAGAAUCCGCGUGGGAGACAUUGGUGUUAUUCGCGGUGAAUUUUACGCGUUUAAACGUGCAUAUGAAUAUGGGUAACGUAAUGGGCAAUGUUAGCUGGAUGACAAAAGAUUUCAGAUCGGAUGGUAGACUGUCUAUCGGCAGCACGGGACAUAAAAAUUUAUACAUAGGCAUCGGUCUAGGAGGAUCGAGUCUAGAUGCGAAAGGUGGUAUAGUUGGUGGGACAAUCGAAUUGAGUAGAAUCGAUACUUAUAUACACAUUCGAGAAGAACCUGGAAUAGAGCCUGAUCAUACAGUAGGAUUGAAAUUAUUUGCAUUAGAAUUACGAUUGGAUUAUAUGGGAACAAGUGUGUUAAUGUCUCGAGUGUCUUCGUUGGACGUUACUCUCAGAGAUGAAUGGAAAAUUAAUCGUAGCAAUAACGGUGAUGCUUUCAUGCCAACACGAAGGCCUGCAAUUAUUUUUAUGCACGGUGAUCUGGGUUGGGAUCAAUUACAAAUCAUGAUCAGUAAAUCAACAACGGCCGACUUACUGAAAAUGUUUUACAAAUUGGAUGAGUUCUUUAGUCAACAAUUUAAGAGUAGUAAACGCGUCUUUAGCUCGUUGCAACCAAAACAUCAAAGGAUAAAUAACAGCAGUUUUAAGAAGAGGCAACAGAAGAAGAGAUCCGAUGGAGGUCCAUGGAAUUUAAACCAGAGUGCGAUAUCAGACGCUAGACAUCAUAGACACUGGCAAAGAGUAUUAGCCCAAGUAGCCGGUCUUCAAUUAGGAAGCUUAAAAUUUUCUUUGCCAUCAACUGGUACCGUCCUCGGCGGUACGAUGGAACUUCAUGGAUGUAAUAUUAGCUUGGCAUGUUUUCAUGGAAUUAAUUUCAAAAGCAAGAGUUGGGCUAUAUUCUCGCUGAAAGAGCCUUGUAUAAGUUUUGCUACGGAAGCCCAAGAAAUACCAAGUGUUGAAACGCCCAACACAUACGAUGUUCACGUUGUACAAACGUUGACCAUCAGUCUAGGUCACCAGCAGGAACAACACGCGAGACAUCAUUCCAUGGCAACUGUCUGUAGAUUAAGUCGAAGUGUUUUAUUUCCGCCGCAAUUUAAAUCUUUACAAGAAUGGUUUCAUUAUGCAUUUGCUAGUAGUGAGAUCGAUGCGGUAGAUAGAUUUCCAUGCGUCGAGAGGGAUAAGAUAGAAAAUACAUUGGUGGACGGUAAUAACGCGUCGCGUGGAAGAAGUACGUCCGCAACAUCUGGCAAGCUGCAGGAACAUUCGCACACGCGAGAGGUGAUAUUUGCUUUGCCUUCGUUGCAGUUGCAUUUGAAAACUGAACAUUUACAAACCGCCAGAACGCCAGAUGUUAUAGGCGAGAAACCAUUGGUCGAAUGCAGUUUUAUAACGGAGUUUGAAGAUCACAUAUUUGUUACCGUUGACGCUGAAGCCUUUUUCUUUCUACAUGAUCUCAUUACAUCAUAUGUAAAAGAAAAGGAAANACAGCACACUAUGCAGAAUAUGGGUGCGAGAGCACACAGUCCUGAUCAGCAAGAGAGAAAAAAUACAAACGCAAGUACAGCAGCUAAUGCAUCCAGUGUAUCCAGCGUCGCUUCAGAAGAUGAGAAAAAACGUAAACAAUUUGAUCCAGCUGAAAUGUUUAUAAAAGAUUGGCGAUCAUAUAGAUGUAAAACGUGGCACUUGGAACCAACAGUAAGACUACUCUCUUGGGCCGGCAAAAGUAUAGAACCUUAUGGCAUCGAUUAUAUCCUUCAAAAAUUGGGAUUCUCUCAUGCACGCACGACGAUUCCAAAAUGGAUACAACGAGGAUUUAUGGAUCCUUUAGACAAAUUGCUUGCCGUUCUUAUGUUAAGAAUGGUAUUAGCCGUUCGCGAAGAGCCAUCGGACGAACAAAAAGAACAUAAGAGAGAAAAAUAAUACCAAAUUGAUCUUUUCUUAUGUUUUUGCAAAAGCAUCAAACGUAUAUAAUGUGAUCUCUCCUUCCUAUGUAUUCGAAUUAUAUUAAUAAUGGUGCAAUAACGGGCGUAAGAAUGACAUACUAAUCAAUGUUACUUCAGAUGCGAUAAAGAAGUCUAUGCAUAAAGUAACAUCAAGCCUAUGUAUAAAUUUUUUUUUGUAUGUUUAAAAUAGUUUAUAGAUUUUAAAGUAAAUGUUAUUAAAACAUGGGAAUAUGAUUGGAAUAAACAAAAUAGUAGUUGAUAAUAAUCGCGGAGAGA
This is a messenger RNA of Formica exsecta, 15701 nucleotides long. RefSeq names its product transmembrane protein KIAA1109 (gene tweek). The transcript is spliced from 52 exons. Bases 223 to 15402 code for a protein of 5059 amino acids. Gene Ontology annotation, biological process: synaptic vesicle endocytosis. Lineage: Eukaryota; Metazoa; Arthropoda; Insecta; Hymenoptera; Formicidae. The record is from RefSeq and is a predicted model, not a curated record.